AUGAAGCGAACGAGGCCGAGAAGCAGCGUGCCCACGAGCUGGCCCUUGCUCGCAUUUGAGAAAUUAGCUGCUUUGCAAGGAUGGAAUUCUAAGGAUUACCAUAUUUACCUUGGUUCACUCUUGGCCUUGCAAAUUUACGUAAGUUUGGCAGACGACAUUUUGAAGGAUUACAGUCAGUUAAAAGACGCGUUGUUGAAGGCGUAUAACGUUGACGCUGACUCAUACCGUAAAAAGUUCAAAGAAAGCAAAGUUGGUGAUACUGAGACUUACGUUCAGUUAAUUACGAGAAUGACCCAGUAUUUAGAUCACUGGUUAAUCAUGAGUAGUGUCGAAAGGGAAUACAACUCGUUGUUUGACUUUUUGAUACAAGACCAGCUGUUGAGUAAUUGCCCUCUUGACCUUCGCAUCUUUCUCAAAGAACGGACGUUCGCAAGUACAGUGGAAAUGGCUCAAACAGCAGAUGGGUAUCGUUGCGCCCAUAGAGCUGUGGGUCACAUACGUCCUUCUUGCCCCGAACUUAAAUUCGCGAAACCCAAGACUUCUCAGAAAGUAAAUGCUGCAUUUAAGGCUAAUGUAAAUUACGAUCACGGUAUUACGUGUGAUGGAUCCUUAAAUGGCAAGCCAGUGAAUGUACUUUUUGAUUCGGGUUGCUCGUCAGUUAUAGUGAAGGAAUCGCUCGUGCCCGCCUCGGUCAAGCGAGGAAAGGUGGUUGCGCUGUAUGACUACCUGGGGGAGCGGCGCGAAUUCCCCACCGCACGUUGUCUGAUUAGGAGUAAAUUCCUGAAUGGGUGGUUUGACGUCGUGGUUGCGCCGAUAAAGUUCACGGAUGUCCUCAUAGGUAUGGUGCCGGGGGUCAAGGCGUCGAGCGUGAACAUUCCGAACACGAAAGCAGCCAAAACUCCUCAGAGGAGCGAAAUUAAUGCUGUUGCGACGCGGGCCGCCAAAGCGAAGGAAAAUGUCGGUCCUGACAAACUAAUUGUUCCCAGCUUCAAAUUUGAGAACGUCUCUAAGCAAGACUUCAUGGAUGCUCAGUCCUCUUGCCCGUCUCUAGAACACAUUCGUUCUAAGGAAAGAAUUAAAGCUAUUGUCACUGUUAAAAGUCGUCAUUUCUCUCAUCGAAAGACUGCAGAAAAGGUAUUCCAUAAAUUCUUUUGGCCAGGAGCAGGCGCAGAGAUCAAACGCUACUGUCGCUCUUGUCAUGCUUGCCAGAAAACGGUCCCUAAGGGCAAGAUCAGAAAGGCCCCCAUGGUUCAGAUGCCAGUCAUAAGCGAGCCGUUUUCCCGAGUAGCGAUUGAUAUCGUCGGGCCGAUCUCCCCGCCCUCGAGCCGAGGCCACAAGUAUAUGUUGACCUUGAUUGACAUGGCCACCAGAUUUCCUGAGGCAGUUCCUCUGAGAAAUAUCGACUCGGUAACUGUUGCUGAAGCGUUGUUAACCAUUUUCGCUCGUGUAGGAAUACCGAAAGAGAUUCUUUCUGAUCGUGGUACACAAUUUAAGUCUGAUUUGAUGGCAGAGAUCAACCGAUUACUUUCUGUUAAAGCAUUAUACACCAGUCCGUAUCACGCGUGUUGUAAUGGUACCGUCGAACGUUUUCACGCAGUGCUAAAAGCUAUGUUGAAAAAGCUCUGCAGCGAACGACCACAUGACUGGGAUCGUUACAUCCCAUCCGUCUUGUUUGCGUAUCGCGAGAUUCCUCACGAUACGCUAAAAUUUAGUCCGUUUGAGUUGCUGUACGGCCGUAAGGUACGUGGCCCUUUAUCAAUUCUGCAUAAUUUAUGGACUAAAGAUAUUGAUGGGGAGGUUAAGAGUACCUAUCAAUAUGUAUUAGAUCUGAGAUCUAGAUUAGAACAAUCGGCUCAACUAGCAUCCGCUCAUGCAGACGUGAAUAGCAGAAUGUACAAGACGUACUUCGACAGGAAAGCUAGAGCUCGAACGUUAAAAGAAGGGGAUGAAGUACUUGUGCUGUUGCCAACUUCGCAUAACAAACUAACUGUUCAGUGGAAGGGUCCCUAUUCUGUUGUACGCAAGCAUGAAAAUGGUGUAGACUAUGAAAUAAAAAUAAAAGGGAAAAUAAGGCUUUAUCAUGUGAACAUGCUGAAGAAAUAUGAAAGACGCGAAAAUGGCAUUUCUCACUCUCAGGUGUGCCAAGCUUGCGUGGUAGAUGCUUCUGAUCCCAUAGAUAAGAACGCUAAUGGCGUAUGUGAUAUACCCGAAUUGUAUAAUCCUGGUAAAUACGAAUUUAAUUUUAACUCUGAACUCUCAAAUGAACAAACCUCAGAGCUAAACCAUCUAAUCGCUGAUUUUCUUGACGUAUUUGUCGAUAAACCAGGCAUGACCAGUACAGUAGUUCAUGAUAUUCAUUUGACUACAGAGGUUCCCGUUCAUACGAAGCCUUAUCCUAUUCCAUAUCAUUUACGUAACGCUUUUGACGAGGAAGUGGAAAGGAUGAGGGAAUUGCGAGUAAUUGAACCGUCAACCUCUGCUUAUUGUUCACCUGUAGUACUGGUGAAGAAGGCCGACAACUCGUGGCGCUUUUGUGUAGAUUUCAGGUCUCCUAAUGACAUAAGCCUCUUUGACGCUGAGCCGAUGCCGACCAUGGAAGAAGCGUUGGGUAGUUUCGUGGGAGAUUCAUACUUUACGGAAAUUGAUCUCUGUAAGGGUUACUGGCAAAUUCCUCUGAGUGAUAAGGCGAAGCAGUACACCGCGUUUGCUACACAGAAGUAUGGCCUUAUGCAGUUUAGAAAAUUACCAUUCGGUUUACGUACGGCGUGCGCUACUUUCAUUAGACUGAUGCCCUCCUCGACAGGAUUAAAAGAUCUCUUGAUGAAUGCCCCUAUUCUAACUUUGCCCGACUACAGUAAGACUUUCUAUCUUCGCACUGACGCGAGUGAUACUGGCCUCGGGCCGUCUUGUUGCAAAGUGUCGAUGGCGUCCUCAUGCCCAUCGCCUACGCAAGUAGAAAACUUAAAGAUCGGGAGACUCGUUACGCUGUCAUUGAACGAGAAGGUGAGUGUACUAUCAUAUUCAGCACUUGAUAUUACCCUCACAUUACUUUGA
This is a messenger RNA of Penaeus monodon (black tiger shrimp), 3054 nucleotides long. RefSeq lists its product as uncharacterized. Bases 1 to 3054 code for a protein of 1017 amino acids. The transcript has 6 exons. Gene Ontology annotation, molecular function: nucleic acid binding. The record is from RefSeq and is a predicted model, not a curated record. Gene Ontology annotation, biological process: DNA integration. NCBI's taxonomy places the organism in Eukaryota, Metazoa, Arthropoda, Malacostraca, Decapoda, Penaeidae.